Penicillium psychrosexuale is the source of this 1200-nucleotide messenger RNA. Its product is annotated as Hsp20/alpha crystallin family protein. Gene Ontology annotation, biological process: response to heat; response to hydrogen peroxide; protein folding. NCBI's taxonomy places the organism in Eukaryota, Fungi, Ascomycota, Eurotiomycetes, Eurotiales, Aspergillaceae. The coding region runs from base 1 to 1200 and encodes 399 amino acids. The record is from RefSeq and is a predicted model, not a curated record. The transcript has a single exon.
AUGUCUAUCCGAGCCCUCAACCAGAACUCCCCCUCCUUGAACUUUGCCGCCAACGCGGCGGGACAGGGCCCAUCUCACCCUUUCUUCCAUCCUCACGGAGGCGAGCAUCCUUAUUCCAACCCAUGGUAUCUUCAGUCUGGCAACGAUCAACCCGGCCGCCCAGGCCAUCCUUACUUGUCUCCGUGGGCCGAAACCGGCGACGAAGACCAGGACAAUGGAGCCAACGACAACAGCGGGGAUACCACCAGCCCUCGCAAGCCAUACCCAUACCCAGGGCCCGCGGAAGGUUAUCCUCCGCACAACUUUCCUGGCGCCUCUGAAGGCCGCAAGCAUUGCCCUUUCCCGGGCUACCCUCAACAGCCGUACACCUACCCAGGUCCUCUUCCAUGGUAUCAGUCACACGCCCAUCCCGGCCCUGCGGAGGGUCAAAAGCCAUACCCUUCCCUCUGGAAUGACGAGAAAUCCCAGCCCUAUGCUCGCAAGCCGUACCCUUACCCUGGACCAGCCGAUGGCUAUAAACCCCAUCACUAUCCGGGUGCGGCUCCCUGGAGACAGCCCCACACCCCAUGGGAGCAGGACGAUAAGCCCAAGCCCUCCUUUCCUUGUCAACCGUAUCAGUUUCCAGGUCCGUCGCAAAGCGCUGGUCCAUUUUCCCAACAGCCUUACAAAUACUCGGGUAACGCUCGCGGUGCUACUCCCUUCCCUCAGCGGUCAUUCCCCAUCGGCCAACAAAUUGAACCCGGUAACAGAGGAUGGGGCGGACUUUCCGCUCCUCAUGCGUCCCACGGCCCUUGGGAAUUUACCCAACAAGCACCUUACACAUGCCCGUCUACUGCAUCCGACAAAUACAAGCCCGAGGUUGAUGUAUUUGACACCCCUGAGGCAUUUGUGAUCCACGUAGCCCUCCCCGGUACGAAGAGGGAGGAUGUCGAAGUCAACUGGGAUCCGAAGACGGUGGAAGUCAGCAUCUCUGGGGUGAUCAACCGACCUGGGCCUGAAGACCUAGUGAAGACAAUUGCGCUGGAUGAGCGAAAGGUUGGGGCGUUUGAGCGCAAGGUGCGAUUGGGCAGUCGGGCCAAUCCGCCCAAGGUAGAUGGGGAUGCGAUCUCGGCCAAGUUGGAGGAUGGGGUUCUUGUUAUUGAGGUGCCAAAGACGGAGCCGGAUGAUGAUGCUGAGGUUAAGAGGGUUGAGGUUGAGUAA